GUUUGUAAACUACAUACUAAGCUGACAACAAAAUGUAAAUGUCAAAUUGGACAAAUUGACGUUGGUGAUGUGUUUCAAUCAGUGGUGGAAUUAGAAAUAAAUCGUGUUUAAUUGAAGAACCUACUAUGUCAUUGCCUUCCUAUUAGACUGAUUGCAGACUAAAAUAAUGAAUUUCAACGCUUCCAGAAAUGUGGGCCAGGGUGGGGGAAUUCGUAAAGCUAAGCGAGUGAGCGAUGUAGCAGCAAUGGGGGCGCCGUCGCCGACCCCUGCCUUCAGUCCUGCACCAGCUUACAAUGCAGGGUUCCAGCCUGCAGGCCCCCCUCCACCUUAUCAAGAAGGAAUCCAAUUAGAUGCCUCGCAAGACUUUAGCAAUGCAGCACCUCCUCCAGGAAAUUUUGGCUACAUGGGAGGGUACCCCCAAUCUCCUAUGGUAAACCCAGCACAGUUGGGAUCAAUGCUGCACCAACCUAUUGUACAGGAUAUGGCUCUGCAGUAUGGCAACCAGCUUGCCGCGCAGGGUCGCGAGGCGGUGCAGCGUGAGAUAAACAAAUAUGUCCCGGUAUCGCGCCUGCGCUAUUACUUCGCAGUGGACACGCGAUACGUGCUACGGAAGUUGCUGCUAAUCAUAUUCCCCUACACACAUAAGGAAUGGAUGGUGAAAUACGACCAGGACACGCCGGUGCAGCCUCGGUACGACAUUAACGCUCCAGAUCUGUACAUACCCUCCAUGGGAUACGUCACAUACGUACUGCUCGCCGGAUUUAUGUUAGGUCUGCAGCACAGGUUCUCUCCAGAACAAAUAGGCAUGCAGGCAUCAUCAGCGCUAGCAUACAUUAUCUUCGAGAUGAUCAUGUACCUGGUCACUCUAUACGUCACUAACACCAGCACACACCUCAAGACGCUGGACCUGCUGGCCUUCUCCGGGUACAAGUACAUCAUCAUGAUCGGCAGUCUACUGGCCGGCCUCAUGCUGGGCAGGACUGGCUACUACUGCACCCUUUUAUACACCAGUUUUGCAUUGUCUUAUUUCUUGGUGAAGACUCUCCGGCUACAAGUGCUGUCGGGGUCGCACGCGAGCGAGGCGGCGCCGGCGCCGGCGUACGGGUACGGCGCGGGCGGGUACAGCGCCAACCCGUACGCCGACACCUGGAACAAGCCGGCGGGCGGCGGCAGCAAGCGUCGCGUCUACUUCUUACUAUUCGUGGCGCUGAUGCAGCCGCUGCUGUCGUGGUGGCUCACGUAUCACCUGGCGCCCUCAGCGCCCGUAGCGCCUGUAGCCGCCGGAAUGGCAGCGCCCCUGACCCCCGCGCGAUAGCGGCGCCCCCUGGCCACGGAGCGGGCUCUUACUGUUCUUCUACAUUGUUGUACAUGCAUUUUUUUACUCGGAAAAUGUGGGCUUUUUAUCGGUAAUAUCGGUUUACAGAUUAUGUCAUCAAUUGGUACAAAGCUAACAGUGACUUGUGAAGUGUUGACCCAGCACUCGUGCGCGUAAACAAAUACAUUCUGUAAUGUUGACGGCAAUGACAUCUAGCAGCAUUCCUUAUUCAUAUCCAACAACAAUCAUGUUUCUUACUAAGUAUAAAUAGUCUGUAAAACAAAUGUACAAGUUUCAAAUUGAAAUAAAUAAACUUCGCGGAACAGUUGGAGCCCACUACUGUAUGCUGAUACACAGUGUCACUGAGUUACUCCUACUCCUCUGUUUUCAUUAUGAGUUUCCAUACAAAUUUUUCAAGUUCAACAGUUCAAGGAAAAUUUGGUAC
This is a messenger RNA of Spodoptera exigua (beet armyworm), 1760 nucleotides long. The record is from the annotation of a GenBank genome assembly. Lineage: Eukaryota; Metazoa; Arthropoda; Insecta; Lepidoptera; Noctuidae.